This is a messenger RNA of Ostrinia furnacalis (Asian corn borer), 842 nucleotides long. RefSeq names its product ER membrane protein complex subunit 7 (gene EMC7). The record is from RefSeq and is a predicted model, not a curated record. Bases 127 to 801 code for a protein of 224 amino acids. Gene Ontology annotation, cellular component: EMC complex. The transcript has a single exon. Gene Ontology annotation, molecular function: carbohydrate binding. NCBI's taxonomy places the organism in Eukaryota, Metazoa, Arthropoda, Insecta, Lepidoptera, Crambidae.
CAUGUCAUUGUCAAAUAAUUGUCACGAACACGAACAUUUAGAAAUUUUCUCAAAAUACCGAAUAUUUUAUUAAUCCUAAAGUAUUAAGAAGCUGGUUUCAAUUAGCAGUAUUAAAAUAACAAUAUUAUGAAGCCUAUCGCUCUCUGUGUGUUAGCUAUAACGCUAGCAGGCUACGUUAACUGCGUCACAAACUCUGUUGAGGAAGACACUGGAAAUGGUCGAUAUGUCAUUGAAGGAAGAGUAUUUCCACCUGAUGAUCAAGACUCAAGCAAUUGGCAGGUGGACACAAGGGUGCACGUAAACGGUGGGGAGUACAUUGCUUUCAUCAGGGAUGAUGGCACGUUCGUCAUUCACAAUGUACCAUCAGGCUCCUAUGUGGUAGAAAUAGUCCAUCCAGAUUACAUGUAUGAGCCUGUCCGAGUAGAAAUCAACUCCAAGGGCAAAUACAGGGCUAGGAAAGUCAACUUCAUACAAACAUCUCAGGUGAUUCAAGUACCAUACCCUCUGCGGAUGAAGCCAUUGUCUCGUUUCCGAUACUUCCAAAUGAGGGAACAAUGGCGACUGACAGAUUUCUUAUUCAACCCCAUGGUGAUCAUGAUGGUGCUGCCUCUGCUGCUGAUUAUGAUCUUGCCCAAGAUGAUGAACGACCCAGAAACCAAAGAGGACUUGAAGCAGAUAAGCAACUUGGCGAAAAUGGGUGAAAUGCCAGAGAUGUCGGAGAUGUUCACGUCACUGUUCAGUGGAGGAUCCACAGCAAAAGCCUCCAAUGCUAAGGCAAAGCAGGUUAAGAAGAGACAGUAAUGUAUUAUGUUUUCUUAGUAAUUUUAAUCACACUUCUGUAG